AUGGCACCUUUAUAUUUGCUCCUCCUCUUUUUGGCAUUUCUCUCUGAUGGUGAUGCUGCCGUGUUUACAAUCUCAAAUAGAUGCAAGACCACUAUAUGGCCGGGAAUUCUAGCCGGAGCAGGAAAGCCUCAAUUAUUGGGUGGCGGUUUUGAGUUAAAACCGGGUCUUUCGGUUAACAUCAAUGCGCCGCUAGCUUGGUCAGGCCGUAUAUGGGCUCGAACAGGUUGCACGUUUGGAACCUCCGGCCGUGGAUCUUGUCUCACAGGCGACUGCGGUGGAGUAUUACGAUGCAACGGAGCAGGCGGCCAACCCCCGGCUUCUCUUGCUGAAUUCACACUAAACAGUCCACUCGAUUAUUAUGAUAUAAGUCUAGUUGAUGGAUUUAACCUCCCAAUUUCAGUAAUGCCUUCAAAUCCGAGUAGAUGUAAGGCUACUAAAUGUGUUUCAGAUUUGAACAAAAACUGCCCUAUUCCUUUACAAGUGAAAUGGCAUGGUCAAGUUGUGGCUUGUAAAAGUGCUUGCUAUGCUUUGAAUCAGCCUCAGUAUUGCUGCACUGGUGCUUAUAGCACACCUAAAACUUGCAGCCCUACUUAUUAUUCAAAGAUUUUCAAGGCUGCUUGUCCGACGGCUUAUAGUUACGCCUACGAUGAUCCGACGAGUACUUUUACUUGCAACAAUGUGAACUAUUGGAUUGUAUUCUGUUGAGAUUUUAGUUCACUUCAAAUGACUUUCAUAUGAAGUUAUUUAUGCAAAAAUAAAUGACAAUGGAUAUUUGGAUCAUGCACUUGUUU
Mercurialis annua (annual mercury) is the source of this 791-nucleotide messenger RNA. Its product is annotated as thaumatin-like protein. The transcript is spliced from 3 exons. Lineage: Eukaryota; Viridiplantae; Streptophyta; Magnoliopsida; Malpighiales; Euphorbiaceae. The record is from RefSeq and is a predicted model, not a curated record. Gene Ontology annotation, cellular component: extracellular region. Bases 1 to 705 code for a protein of 234 amino acids. Gene Ontology annotation, biological process: defense response.